This is a messenger RNA of Tricharina praecox, 1146 nucleotides long. RefSeq lists its product as uncharacterized. The record is from RefSeq and is a predicted model, not a curated record. The coding region runs from base 1 to 1146 and encodes 381 amino acids. NCBI's taxonomy places the organism in Eukaryota, Fungi, Ascomycota, Pezizomycetes, Pezizales, Pyronemataceae. The transcript has 4 exons.
AUGCCGUGGGACGGUGCGAACCCGACGAAGCCCGUCAACGACCCGCUGGGCUGGACGCCGCUCCCAACCGAGGCGCCGUUCCCGCUGUACGGCGGAGAGAUGGUGCCCAUGCCCGGAAAGCACAUCUUCGCCAGAGCCUUCUCCGACCAGCUGUGCGGUUACAUCAGCAACGACUCAGGGCGUCCGUGGACUUGCGAGUACAGUCUGGCGACUUGCACCACCGGAAGCGGUGUUCUCGGGUGCUGCUAUCCUGAGAGUGACACUACCGUCUGCGGAUUCCGGACAGCAUGUAUCGGCUCGGCUGCCCAAGCGUCCUGCGGUGUCAGCUGUCUGUCGAACACUCUCAUGAGGAAGUGUACCGAUUCGACCGCGCCGUUCUGCAUCCUCUACACGGUGCCCAGCGACACCGUGAGCGUGUGGGGUUGCACGUCAACCGCAGGCCUGACCCAGCCCGUCGCCAUGAAUGCCGCCAUCACGAUCCCCAAGGCGACAUCGGUCGAGGUAGUCUCGCGCACGGCGAUCGUCUUCGCCUCGUCCGACAUCGGGGUGUCGCCGGCCUCGGGUUCCGCCUCGGCCUCACUGGGCGGCGCCGUUACGGAGCCCACAUCGGGAGGAGGCGGCGGGAAAUCCAACGUUGGCGCGAUCGCGGGAGGAGUCGUCGGCGGUCUCGCCGUGAUCGUCGUCGGCGCGCUCGGCAUCUUUCUCGUCCUCUCGCGCCGCAAGAAGCGGGCUGCCAUCGCCGCCGCCGCCGCCGUAGCCCCCAACCACCACGUGCCCUACCAACCCGACAUGCCCGCCGCGCAACAGCCCAUGCUCCAGCACCAGCAACCCCCGAUGCAGCAGCCAAUGUACUCCGGCGGCAGCUACAGCGACCAGCCGUGGAACAACCAGGUGUACGCCGCGCCGCCGCCGCAGAUGAUGCACCCGCAACAACAGCAGCAGGAGUCCUUCGGCUACAAGUACCAGCCCUCGGAGCUGCCCACACCCGUCUCCGCGCAGACGCACUACGACUCGCAAUCGCCCGCGCCGUACCACCAGCCCGAACAGCAGCACGGAUACUACGGGCCGCCGCAGCAGCAGUAUAAUGGUCAGCCUCAGCAGCAGUAUAAUGGCCCGCCGCCGACGGAGCUGCCGGAACGAUACUAG